UUCAGUCUCGGCUGCCCCAAUCAAAGAUGGCGCCGGCGCUUCAGCUCUAGCGGAAAUGAGCUCAUACGACACCGGAAAGGAAGGCGGGGAGAGCUAGCAGGCGGGUGGGUGAUCGGCUGUGGGUGGGGCGGCGGCCGGGCCCUGGCUGUUACUUUUGGGGCUGGGGCGGCUCCAGGGACCGGUCCGCUCCGGUGAAGUCCGCCGGGCGUCAGGACCAGGGGUGUCGGAGGAGGCCGCCGCGAACCUCUCACCUUCGACCCCCGCUGAAGCGGCCUCGGAGCCGGCGGCGUCUGCCCGACCCUCGGCGGGCUGCGCGCGACCGCCCCGGUUCAGUCUGGGGCUGCGGCGGGAACCGCCGAACUGGCUGGACGGGUCCUUUUUUCUGAGGACCCGGCGGAGGAGAAGAGGCAGCGCGGCCGGCCCGCCUCCCGAGCCCUGUGGUCAGGCCGCGGGUUCCGGGGCUCCUCGGCCGUGGUCUCCCGUCCUUGCCCCCGCGUUCCCGGCCGGAGGAUCCGCGACCUCGCCCGCGCCGCCCGGCUGCUCCUCCGAGUGUGGCAACGAGCCCUCUGGCUGGGUGAUCUGUCCUUGUUCUUGCUCGGGAGAGGCAGCUAUCGGAAGGGGACCUGUGCUCUUUAAAAGUUUGAACCAAAGUGGAAAUGCGUGUCCUCGUUUUCUGGACCGCUGACGGUUUCCACUCUAGCCGCGGUCUGAGAUCACAUUCAGAGUAAAAAAAAGCAAGAGAGAAAGAAACGGGGAAAGUACCUCCAAGAGCCUUCUGCAGGUGAUUCCUCUCGCCCGAGAAGGGCAGAUGAACUUUGGAGUUAAGAUGCAGGGAGGUGAGCCGGCACCGGUCCUGAAAGUCUCGGAGAGUGAAGGGAAGCUGGAGGGCCUGGCCACCGCGGUGACCCCGAACAAGAACAGCAGCAACAGCAGCUGUGGGGGUGCCAUCAGCAGUAGCAGCAGCAACAGCAGCCGUGGUGGCAGUACGAAAGGCUGGCAGUACAGCGACCACAUGGAAAAUGUUUAUGGCUAUUUAAUGAAGUACACCAACCUCGUCACUGGGUGGCAGUACAGGUUUUUUGUUUUAAACAAUGAAGCUGGGCUAUUGGAGUACUUUGUGAAUGAACAGUCUAGAAAUCAGAAACCCAGAGGUACUUUGCAGCUUGCAGGUGCUGUGAUCUCGCCCAGCGAUGAGGACUCCCACACCUUCACAGUGAAUGCAGCCAGCGGGGAGCAGUAUAAACUCAGAGCCACAGAUGCUAAAGAGCGGCAGCACUGGGUCAGCAGACUGCAGAUCUGUACACAGCACCACACAGAAGCUAUUGGAAAGAAUAAUCCUCCCCUGAAGUCACGGAGCUUCUCGCUUGCAUCUAGUGGUAAUUCUCCCAUAUCCCAGAGGAGACCGAGUCAGAAUGCCAUUUCGUUUUUUAAUGUGGGACAUUCCAAACUGCAAUCAGUGAACAAAAGAGCUCAUUUGCAUCCAGACCAUCUUGUGGAAGUCAGAGAAAUGAUGUCUCAUGCAGAAGGACAACAACGAGACCUGAUUAGACGGAUCGAAUGCCUUCCUGCUUCUGGCCUUCUUAGUUCUUUGGACCAGGACCUCUUGAUGCUCAAAGCUACUUCCAUGGCAACGAUGAACUGCUUAAACGACUGCUUCCACAUCCUCCAGCUGCAGCACGCGUCCCAUCAGAAGGGCUCGUUGCCCCCAGGAGCAACCAUUGAGUGGUUGGAACCAAAGAUACCUUUAUCAAACCACUAUAGGAAUGGAGCUGAGCAGCCCUUUGCACCUGAGCCGAGCAAGCCCAUGGCUGUCCCGGAAGCACAGUCUGCCUCAGAGUCUGGAGCAGUAGCAAGGGAACCUGAAGAGAUUGAUGCAGAUGAUGAGCUCGAGGACACCUGUGACAACAAGGAGGAUGACCUGGGGGCAGUGGAGGAGCAGCGCAGCGUCAUCCUGCAUCUCUUGUCACAGCUCAAGCUGGGCAUGGACUUAACGAGAGUGGUACUUCCUACAUUUAUCCUGGAGAAGCGCUCCUUACUAGAAAUGUAUGCAGAUUUCAUGUCUCAUCCAGACCUGUUCAUAGGCAUCACCAAUGGAGCCACGCCCGAGGACCGGAUGAUUCGCUUCGUUGAGUACUACCUUACCUCAUUUCAUGAAGGCCGGAAGGGAGCCAUUGCUAAGAAGCCGUACAAUCCUAUCAUUGGGGAGACUUUCCACUGCUCCUGGAGGGUACCAAAGGGCGGAAUGGCAUCCGGUUUGAGUGGCAGCUCUUGCACCUCCGCCGUCACAAAUCAUGCCCCUCUGCCGGAGGAUGUUCUAGCCCAGGGGGUCUCAGACUGUUACACUGUCAGAUUUGUCGCUGAGCAAGUUUCCCAUCAUCCUCCAGUCUCAGGAUUUUAUGCAGAAUGUACAGAAAGGAAGAUGUGUGUAAAUGCGCAUGUCUGGACUAAAAGCAAGUUCUUAGGCAUGUCCAUAGGUGUGACAAUGGUUGGAGAAGGACACCUUUGCUCCCCUCGCUGUAGCGUCACAGCCGAAGUGAAGCACAACAUUUCCAACACUGUGGUGUGCAGAGUACAGGGGGAGUGGAACAGUGUUCUGGAGUUCACCUACAGCAAUGGCGAGACCAAGUGCGUGGACCUGACUAAGCUGGCCGUGACGAAGAAGAGAGUGAGGCCUCUGGAGAAGCAGGAUCCCUUUGAGUCCAGACGAUUAUGGAAAGAUGUAACAGAUUCUCUGAGGGAAUCUGAAAUUGACAAGGCCACAGAGCACAAACGUGCCUUGGAAGAACGGCAGAGAACUGAAGAAAGACAUCGGACUGAAACAGGCACACCCUGGAAAACCAAGUAUUUUAUUAAAGAGGGAGAUGGCUGGGUUUAUCACAAACCCCUUUGGAAAGAAAUUCCGUCACAGCCAGCAGAGUGACACAUGCUUUCUGAGACUGGACCAAAUGAGGGUCUCCUGUAUCCCCAAGCCCUCUCAGACGGAGUCGUUGCACUGAGUGACCUGCCUCCUAACUGCACAGCCUGAAACUAGCUGAACACGAAUGUACCUACUCGAGCUCAUCACCCGCAGCAAGACCAAAGUGUUUAGGACACGUGAUGGGCCUCUCGGCAGCCUGUUCACCAACGUGAGCAAUACCAUCUUAGAGCCUUCCCCCCCCAGUACGUGUGUCAUCUUAUAUCUGCUCGAGCCCCUGUUUGUGCGGGGCGACAGAUGACAGCGGUGAGAGCUCAGCGACUCUGGUUCCUUUGUAGUGAAGUCAGGUCCCUUGCAGAGUGUUCGCUUUCUGUCCACACUGAAGUCCUCACUGCUCUUCCAGACCAAGAGGGAGACUAGCGGGACCUACAAGUGGAUCGCGCCAUUGUGCCUGAAGUCAGUGUUCACAUCCCAAGGCCUCUUCCUUUGGAGGCUGUGCCUGUGCCCGAUGAAGCCCAUCACUUGCUCUGCUGGAACUCUCUUUUAAAAGGGUAUUUAUAAUUAGAAUUGUAACCAUGGAGGAAUUUUUUUCUUCUGAGCAUUUUAAUAUACUUGAAAACAACAUUGACUUGAAAAAUUUCAGAACAUUUUUCAAUACCUAGUUUUAUUAAAUAUUACACUUAAGAGACAAUUUUUUAAAAUAUGUUCAUGUCAAUAUGAGAUUUUGGCCUUUCUCAAGAACUAAGGCAUUAAAAAAAAUAGCAAAUACUAAAAAACAAAGCUGUUACUUUUUCCGUACCUCUUCUCAUUUGUAGGUUCAUAUUCAGUAUUAUGUGCUCUCCUGAGUAAGUUUGCUUUAUCUGACCUCUGUUCACUCAGAAGUUAAAACUAAAGCCUGUUCAUGUCUGUCAGUAAUUCAAUUAUGUCCGUGACCGAGUGCACGCAAAGUAGGGUUUAUUCCAUUUCCAAGGAAAUCUAGAAGCUGAGGAAAGUGUGAGAUAGAGGCAGGAAUGUGCACUCAGGUAGAAGUUGGGUUUUUAUUGAUAUUUUAGUGGGAAUUGCCGGCCAUGAACUGAGUAGUGCUAAUUAUGGUUUCAUUUGUUUGAGUGUUUGCUGAGCGCCCCCUCGUGGUGCUGGCCGUUACUGCAAGCUCCCUUCACUGUCCCAGAGUGGUGCCUUACCCUGCCCCUGCCCGUGGUCUUCCAGCUGGUGUGCGGAAGGAGCGCACACCUGUCACUCAGCCACCGAGCCAGGCCGCUGUGGCUGUGCUCUGAGAACCUCUUUCUUAAGAAGGGUUAAAAGGAUGAAAACAGCAACAAUGAUUUUUUUCAGCAAAUUGUAAAUUAAAAGAAUUGGUUUGUGUACAACCAUUUUAAUGAUUCCCUUUUCAUUUUUGCUGUGAAGUGCACUGAAAAAAAAAUCUCGAAAUGAGCUAUAGUUCAUGUGUUGGGAAAAUUGAAAAAUAAUAAAAAUAGAGAACAG
Microtus ochrogaster (prairie vole) is the source of this 4396-nucleotide messenger RNA. RefSeq names its product oxysterol binding protein like 11 (gene Osbpl11). Gene Ontology annotation, molecular function: sterol binding. Gene Ontology annotation, cellular component: cytosol; membrane; Golgi apparatus. Lineage: Eukaryota; Metazoa; Chordata; Mammalia; Rodentia; Cricetidae. The transcript is spliced from 12 exons. The record is from RefSeq and is a predicted model, not a curated record. The coding region runs from base 809 to 2920 and encodes 703 amino acids.